AUGUCCACACGGUUUGCGGGAGACGUUUUUAGCGAGACCGAGACGACCAAGGCCGAGGCGACCGACCUCGACCAACGGCGGUUAAAAUCACCCAGACCUAGAGUCGAACCCAGCGAAGCGCCCUACUUUUCUCUUUCCCGCCCAUUACCCGGCCACUUUGAUCGCUCGCCCAUCGUUGUGUAUACACGCGACGCGAGCGAGGCUGACGAUCUCGUCGGUUGCCUUCGCGGCCCCCUCGGCUUUGAUCUCGAGUGGCCUCCCCCUGGCAUCGGACCGGUGCUGACGCGCCGCAACAAGGACGGGAGUGUCAAGCACUACCGUGCCGGCAAGUGGGACCCGCUCGCGAGGAGGAUGGUGUGGCCGCAGGGUCGCACUGCAGUAAUCCAGAUAGCGGACGAGCGCACUAUCGUGGUGUAUCAUCUGCCGAUCAACGGCGUCCUGGGGCCCGGAAUCAAAGCGCUGCUAAACGACCCGACGCGCCUUAAGCUCGGAGUCAACAUCACUAUGGACGCCCGCAAGUUACACCGGGACGAGCUAAUUGAGAACACGGCCGGGUUGCUCGAUCUGUCGCACAUCGCGCACCUGGUCGACCCAGAUGUCUGGACGCGCUCCGCGCGGUUGAUUGCUCUCGCGCGGCUCACGCAUCACUACCUCGGCGUGCCGUUGGAUAAGAGCGAAGGCAUCCGCGAGGGCGCGUGGAGCAAUGAUCUCAGCGCCGAGCAAGUGGAAUACGCAGCCAACGAUGCCUUCGUUGGCGUGCUGCUUUACAAAGCGAUGGUUCGGCGCGCGGCUGAGCGUGGGCUCAGCAGUCAGCUCGCAAAGCUGGAGGGGCAGAUCACAAUCCCUCAGUUCCCCUCGCCGUCAUUACAGCUGGCUGAGCACACAAAGGGUCACCCAGCCGUCGUGGCGGCUACACAAGCUGGCGCCAAGCCGAGACACACACAGGCACUCAGUCUCUUCAUUGCCGGCGGGAGUGUAAGCGAACUUGCGACAUCACUCAACCUCUCUACCCGCACGGUGCAGGGCUACGUCGCAGAAGCGGCGUUGCUCAUCCCUCCUGACCAAUACGAGGGUUAUGGCGAGCUGGCCGUGCGUCUGUGCGAAGCGUUUCCCAUGGACUCGUACCCCGCCGUCCGGCAUGUCGAGUUCUUCUCCAAGCUCCGCCGCGUCGCAAACGCCUUCGACCAUGAAGAGCGCGUCCCGGUGCAUGAGGUGCACGAGUACGAGUGGGGGCCUGACUACUAG
This is a messenger RNA of Cutaneotrichosporon oleaginosum, 1245 nucleotides long. RefSeq lists its product as uncharacterized. The record is from RefSeq and is a predicted model, not a curated record. Gene Ontology annotation, molecular function: nucleic acid binding; 3'-5' exonuclease activity. Lineage: Eukaryota; Fungi; Basidiomycota; Tremellomycetes; Trichosporonales; Trichosporonaceae. Gene Ontology annotation, biological process: nucleobase-containing compound metabolic process. Gene Ontology annotation, cellular component: nucleus; cytoplasm.